AUGCAAGAGCAAUGCACGGAUGGCCCAAGCUCGGCGAGGGGACAACCGGCACCGAAAAAGUUCCCUGAUGGGCCGCCGGCGGAAAGUUAUCAAAAGAAGAGAUUCUCCGUGCCCGCUAAAUUGGCACCAAUCGUUAAAGCUGGCGGGGAACGACGAGUGACCCUUGUUCGACCGUGUGAAUCAUUUCGAGAAGCAAAAGAAAAACACGCUAUUCAUUUUGGAUAUGCUGCGUUGAACACCGAAUUCAAUGACUCUGAUCCAACUUGCUCAAACGAUUCUGGUUGUUCGGUUUUCACGAUAUUCACGGGAGAAGAACAACGACAUACUGUCUGUCAACAACCUGUUGGACCACAAGCUGAUCUCUUUAUCUCGACACUUUCCGAUAAAAGCAAAUCUCAAUUGAAGAAAUUUCUGGAUAAUACACCAAGACAAGACAACGAAUAUUUUGUUUGGGUGAGAGAGACGAGCAGUCAAGUGGUGACCGUUUUGUCGAUUAAAACCCUCGAGAAUCAUUUGAAGAGUAAAAGUGGUAUAAGAAGAGUUAAAUGGAGACAUCUAUCUGCUGAAAGAUUAUCAAUCUACCGUUAUUCAUUGCCCUCAAUUGGUGGGAAAGGGGCACGAGUGCGGGAAUGUGUCUUUGGACAUCGAAAAUUGUGUCUUUUAUUCAUUUGGCUUCUUUUCGUAUUGCUCAUCUGUAUAACAGUUGUGAUUGGAUCAACGAAUGGAAAUGAUUUAGCAUUAAAUGGAACAAAUUAUGCACACCAACAUCAUAAUCUAAAUAGAUGCAAUGAGACAUUUCUCCUAUCUGUCAUCCUUUCAUCGCCUUCUAAUUUUGAUAUCCGACAAACGAUUCGAAAUACAUGGGCUUCCAGAAAUCAAGAUGAAUUUCGAAGUGGAUCAAUUCAAACCAUUUUCCUUAUUGGAUCGGGAGAUUUACUUGAAAAACGGCUAUUGGAACGAGAAGCUGAUGAUCACAGGGACAUUUUGAUGGUCUCAUUUCAAGAUACAUAUCGAAAUUUGGUUCUAAAAUCUCUUUCACUUCUUUAUUAUCAUGAACACUUUUGCCAGGCUCGAUUUUUGCUCAAGAUUGAUGAUGAUGUUGUCUUCUCUUUUCCUCGAUUCAUGCACUUUUUCAAUGACACCACAAUUCUUGAUCAAUCCGCGGCAAUAUAUGGGAAAGUUUGGAAUCAUUCUCGCCCUGAGAGAGAUCCUAGACAUAGAUGGUACAUUUCACUGUCCGCUUACACUGCUGAGAAUCUACCUCCAUUUUGCUCAGGUCCUUCAUAUGUUAUGAAUCGACAAGCUGUUCAUGCUCUUUUGAACAAAACUCAAAGUGUUGAAGAUGUUUUCAUUACCGGAAUCCUUGCUGAAUACGUUGGAGUCAAAAGAGUGCAAAUGAAUCGAUCAAUUUUUCCGCGAAAUUAUUCAGGAGUGGUUGGUUUCAAGCUGUUACUC
Mesorhabditis belari is the source of this 1455-nucleotide messenger RNA. The record is from the annotation of a GenBank genome assembly. NCBI's taxonomy places the organism in Eukaryota, Metazoa, Nematoda, Chromadorea, Rhabditida, Rhabditidae.